AUGGCCUUACAUGGGAUGCUGAUUCUAAGGCCACUCAGGUUGCCCGGAACGAUAUUUGUUUUAGCGACACUUGCAACAGCCACCGCAGCAGCAGCUCAAGCCCUGCCUGGAUGCCCUGACUAUUGUGGUGAUCUGAAAGUUCCAUACCCAUUUGGGACAGUUGAAGGUUGUUACCUGGGAGAAAACUUUUUUAUCAACUGUACUAAUAAGAAAAAUACUACGACUAGUAACUUCACUGAAAUCCCAACAGCAUAUCUGAUGGGAAACAUUGUUACUAAUAUAUCCCUUGACGGUGAAUUGCAAAUAUUGCAGCUUGUGUUCCAUGAUUGUUUUUAUAAUAAUGACAAAACGGGUGUGGUACACAUCUCCCCCACCUCGGUCUCGUACACGCUCCAGGUUUCUCCUUUCACCAUCUCGGACACCAGAAACAAGUUGGUUUCCGUUGGUUGUGACACUUUUGCAAUACUUGAAGGUUACCGGCAGGAUGAAGAAAGGUACGAAUCGGGGUGCCUGUCCUUAUGUCGUAGGCCUGACAGCGUUACCGAUUCUUGCUCUGGCAUUGGGUGCUGCACAGCUUCCAUCCCUAGUGGACUGAAAAAUCAUACUGUGACAGUGAGUAGAUAUAAAAAUCAUUCGUAUGGAGACUUGCGCUGCAGCUACGCCUUCAUUGUGGAAGAGAACUAUUUCAAAUUCUCCAAUGCAAGUUUUCUAAAAAUGGCUAUCACACGUCAGCUUCCAAUGGUUAUUAACUGGGAAAUCGGAGAUCAGCCGUGUGCUGCAGCUGAGAAGAGCCACAAUUUUUCAUGCAAAGCAAAUAGCAAAUGUAUCAACCGGACCAAUUCAUCUGGUUACUUAUGCAUGUGCUUGUCAGGUUAUGGAGGGAAUCCAUACCACCCAGAUGGAUGCCAAGAUAUUGAUGAGUGUGAGGUCUCAGAUCCCUGCAGUGCAGUGUGCUUAAAUCUACCUGGAAAUUAUUCCUGUCUAUGUCCAAAAGGGUACAAAGGUGAUGGCCUGAAAACUGGAUCAGGUUGCAUAAAAUACAACUCCAUCCAAUCUCCUCUCUUGAUUAAUAUUUCACUCGGCAUUGGUCUUGUGCUGUUAUUAGUAGUCAUUGGGGCAUGGUGGUUGCAGAAAGUCAUCAAGAAAAGAAAAGCCAUUAAACGCAAGGAGAACUUCUUUAAACAAAAUGGUGGUAUUUUGCUGGAGCAACAAUUAUCUUCCGGUGAAGUUAAUGUUCAGAAAGCCAAGUUGUUCAAGUCAGAGGAGCUAGAGAAAGCCACUGACCAGUUUAAUGUAGACAGAAUUCUUGGCCAUGGAGGCCAAGGUACCGUCUACAAAGGAAUGUUGGUAGAUGGAACCAUUGUUGCUGUAAAGAAGUCUAAAAAUAUAGCUAGUGCAGGCAAAGUCAGACAAUUCAUCAAUGAAAUUGUCAUUCUUUCUCAAAUUAACCACAGAAAUGUGGUUAAACUUUUGGGUUGUUGUUUAGAGACUGAAGUUCCUCUUUUGGUUUAUGAAUACAUACCCAAUGGAACACUUUAUCAAUAUAUUCAUGACCAAAAUGAGGAAUUUCCUCUUACCUGGGAAAUGCGCUUGAGGAUUGCUCUAGAAAUUGCAGGAGCUCUGUCCUACUUGCAUUCGGCAGCUUCUUUCCCGAUUUACCACCGUGACAUCAAGUCUACUAAUAUACUCUUGGAUGGCAAAUACAGAGCCAGAAUAGCAGAUUUCGGGACUUCAAGAUCAGUUUCAGUUGACCAAACGCACCUCACAACAUCAGUACAUGGCACAUUUGGUUACUUGGACCCAGAGUACUUCCAAUCAAGUAAGUUUACGGAUAAGAGUGACGUGUAUAGCUUCGGAGUGGUUCUUGUUGAGCUCUUGACCGGGCAAAAGGCAGUUUCUCUAACGAGCUCACAAGAAGCCAGAGGCCUAGUUUCAUAUUUCAAUCAUUCCAUGGAGGAGAAUCAUGUGCUUGAUAUUUUUGAUGCUCAAGUUAAGGAGGAUGGUGCACCGGAAGAGACUUUGGCAGUGGCUAUCCUUGCAAAGAGAUGCUUGGAUAUGAACGGAAAAAGACGCCCCACGAUGAAAGAAGUGGCAAUGGAGUUGGAGGGGAUUCAGAAAGCUUCUGAUGUGCAACUCAAUCUCGAAGCGGCUGAACAUGUCCCAAAUGUAGUAAUUGGUGCUUGGGAUGAUGCUUUUACACCAACAGAUUCAACAGGGUCAGGUUGGGAUAGUGGCGCUGCUUCAUCAACAGAUGUACUAUCAAUAUUAUCAGACGAAUCAGGAUGA
Prunus dulcis (almond) is the source of this 2286-nucleotide messenger RNA. RefSeq names its product wall-associated receptor kinase-like 1. Gene Ontology annotation, molecular function: ATP binding; protein serine/threonine kinase activity; calcium ion binding. The record is from RefSeq and is a predicted model, not a curated record. The coding region runs from base 1 to 2286 and encodes 761 amino acids. Gene Ontology annotation, biological process: protein phosphorylation; cell surface receptor signaling pathway. The transcript is spliced from 3 exons. NCBI's taxonomy places the organism in Eukaryota, Viridiplantae, Streptophyta, Magnoliopsida, Rosales, Rosaceae. Gene Ontology annotation, cellular component: plasma membrane.